AUCAAAAUUCGCAGUACUAUUUAUAAGCAGAGCACUUGACAUUUUGACACCAAAUUCCAAAACAACGAUCUAGACACGAAUGGCUACUUGCAAAACAAAGUUACGCGUUUGCUUGCUGCAAUUUGCGGCAAAAGAGGGUCUCACCGAAACACUAACCCACCUGGAUGAAAUGGUUUCAAAAGCUGUCAAUGAUCAUCAGCCGGAUAUAAUUUCACUUCCGGAAUUGUUUAAUUUUUCGUACUGCACUGAAUUACCAAUCCUAGAAGCGAUGGCCGAAUCAAUUUCGUACGGUGCAACAUUUCGCCGACUCUCCACUCUGUCGAAACAGUUUAGCAUUUACAUUGUAGGCGGUUUAGUCGAGCGUGACGGUGACAAUCUAUAUAAUACAGCAGCUGUGUAUGAUCCAAACGGCGAAUUGAUUGCAAAACAUCGAAAAGUUCAUUUGUCCAACGCCCAUAGUGACGUGGUCGAUAUAGUCGAAGUGGAUAGGUUCCAACCAGGCAACGAGAUUACCACAUUCGAAGUGAAUGGGUUUAAAUGUGGUCUUGCCAUUUGUUAUGAUGCAUUUCUUGAUGAAUUUGUCAAAAUUUACGGAAGGGAAGGUUGUGAUCUAAUGAUCUUUCCCGUUGCAUUUCAUGCCUCGUAUGGAGAUACAUAUUGGGAAUUAAUACAACGGGCUCGAGCUCUUGACAAUCAAAUGUUUGUUGCCGCUGUAUCACCGGCACGCAAUGAACAAGCUUCAUAUGUUGUAUAUGGUUAUUCGAUGAUUGUUGAUCCAUUGGGAAAGGUGUUGACUAAAGCAGGCAUUUCGGAGGAAAUUGUUUUCCAUGAAAUUGAUUCAACGGCGGCUCAAAAGAUUCGCACCGAAGUUCCCGUCAUGUCAACAUCCAGGCGAGUCGAUGUUUAUAAAAAAUACAGCGAUUACUGAACUGCUGACAGAAUUCGACUUGAAAAAUGGCAUUAAAUAUACCUUGUUUGUCUUUGUCUAUAGACAUAUAUUCUGUUUGAAGAGGAAUAAAGCUCUUUCAUUUGAAAACACUA
Messenger RNA from Sitodiplosis mosellana (orange wheat blossom midge), 1041 nucleotides. Its product is annotated as omega-amidase NIT2-like. Gene Ontology annotation, biological process: L-glutamine metabolic process; oxaloacetate metabolic process. The transcript is spliced from 5 exons. Lineage: Eukaryota; Metazoa; Arthropoda; Insecta; Diptera; Cecidomyiidae. Gene Ontology annotation, molecular function: omega-amidase activity. The record is from RefSeq and is a predicted model, not a curated record. Gene Ontology annotation, cellular component: mitochondrion. Bases 80 to 928 code for a protein of 282 amino acids.